Molecule: messenger RNA, 1578 nt
Organism: Phyllotreta striolata
Lineage: Eukaryota; Metazoa; Arthropoda; Insecta; Coleoptera; Chrysomelidae
Source: the annotation of a GenBank genome assembly
ACGCAUUUACUGUGUAGAAAAAUAGACAAACACAACAAAACAACCUAAAAACAAACACAAAAUGCUCAAAAAUAAUGACAAAUUAAUAAGAUACACCGGUUAUUACAAAAGUCCAGACGGAAUAGAAAAUUUCAAAAUUAGAAUCCGUCUAACAGAAGCAAUCGAGGCAAAUGAAAUUGAUGAAGAAGACGGAGAAAAGUGGCACGUUAAAGAGUUCGCCUGGCAGGAGAAAUGCUUCAAUAAAAUGGAAAUUCAAUAUUUCUCGGAUAUCGCGAAUUGCGCCACGGAUCUGGAAAAGCGAUACCACCAGCAAAUUACCCACGGCGAAUGCACCAACGAUUCCAUAUUUUUCACGUGCGUCGAUGGAGAUUAUAAUGGCGUUACCGAUACACCCGUGAAUGAGAGUCGUACGAUAUUGGAGAAAUUAAUGGAAGAUUUCCAUUUGACUGAAGAAUGCGAUACUAAAUACACAGAAUACGACCUGGAAAAGUCUUUAACGAACGCCGUACAAAACAAAAUAAUACCAAACAACGUUGAAAAAAUGUUCAUAAUCGCAGAUUUGGGCGAGUACUCGGAGGAGACGUGGAUAAAAAAUGAAAUUGUGUUAUGCGCCAUUCGGUACGAUAGAAUAUCGAAAACUGUAUCGGUUUUUCCCGAUUUCACGACCACCAAACCUUAUACACUCACCAUUUUCGGUCAGAAAUUGAGGCGAAUUCGCUACUUCCUGGAGCAUGCCUCGGCUGAUAUACCGGACACUGAGGCUUUCAAAGAAAAUGAAAUUUUUAGAAAAGUAUCGGAAAAGAAGAUUUCUUUGACUAGGGAGAUAAUAGGAGACAGUUUCUUCUUGCCGCCGAAAAAUCGAUUGUACGUUUACCUGUUCUUCGACAUACUGGCUUCCAAAGGCUUCGAAUACAAGGAUUUGUUCCUGCAAUAUUUCAUCGACCUUCCGGAGCAUUGGUAUUGCGAUAACCCGGCAAACUUGGCCGGCGUUACGUCCAUUUGCCACCGCAAAAACGAAGAAAAUAUUGCCUUCUACGGCCACAACUUCGAUGUAACCUUAGAGUACGACAUACAAUCGCUCGAAACAACAAGCGUUCCGAAGAGCCCUUGCAUUUACUUCCAAGUGGUCUCGAAAUCGCCUUGGAAUCUCUACAGAACCGAAGGCAUGACCUACCAAUUCUUACCCGUAUCCACACCUGGAUGCCACAGGUUCAAUUCGAAUUGCUUUCGAUUCGAUUACAGCAAUUGCUUCGGGAAAUUGCGGAGGUACUUCAUAGGCGAUGCCUAUAAUUACAAGGACGUGAGAUGGAUCGGUUUACCAGCGGACCUGUGCGAUACGGGUACUUUCAAUAAAUUCGGGGUCAAUACGAUGGGAACCGGGGAAAUAGAGUUUAGGGUGAACGUCGUGCACCAAUCGCAGGCCUUUAUGAGGGAAUUCCGCGACGGUGACGUUCAAACUAAGUUCGUUUACGAGAAACUGAACUCGUCCAAUUUGAUUCGCAGCGUCAAUCAGGUUUUGAUGGCGUUCAAGAAGGCCAGGAGGAAAAUGUAUGAAGUCAAGAAGCACGUGUGAUAUAA